GAUAUGGUAGAUUGUGUGUGAAGCGGGAGAUGAUGAAUUGUUGGCGGGAGCGUCCCAAAAAGAAAAAAAAAAUCGCGGGAGGAGUUGGGUUGAGAGGGAGAGAAUGUGUGAGAGAGAGAGUGGAUGAGGAAUGAGGUGAGGGAAACGGUCAGACGGCGCGAAGCCCGUCGAGAGAACGACGAAGCACUCUCUCUCUGCCUCUCUUUCACUCUCUACCUCUCUCUCUCUCUGUCUCUCCCUUUCUCCUCUUCUCUCCUCUUUAUUAGCCCCCGCAUCUUAGUCGGGAAUUUGGAGGUGUUGUAGUCUCUGAUAGGGGCGACCCAAUCAAGGAGUAGGAGAAAGAACUGGCAAUCAGCUAGAAGGGAGAAGGAGGGGACACGUGUACGGAGUUGGAAGUGUCAUCUCUGAUAUCAUGGACCUUUCAGAUGUGUCCUCAGAGGUCUUGAUCACUGAACUUAUGCGUCGAAUGCGCUGCGCCUCGAAGCCCGAAAAACGUGUAAUUCUUGUAGGGCCCCCUGGAUGUGGUAAGGGAACCCAGUCCCCAGCAAUCAAGGAUGAGUACUGUCUCUGCCAUCUUGCGACGGGAGACAUGCUGCGGGCGGCCGUGAAGAAUCAGACUCCUCUCGGGCGCAAAGCGAAAGAGGCCAUGGACAAUGGGCAGCUUGUUUCUGACGAUCUUGUGGUAGGCAUCAUCGACGAGGCUAUCAAAAGGCCAUCGUGCUCGAAGGGGUUUAUUCUCGAUGGAUUUCCGCGCACUGUUGUGCAGGCCCAGAAGCUCGAUGCCAUGCUCGACAAGCAAGGAGUGAAAGUGGACAAGGUCCUCAACUUCGAGGUUCCCGACGAGCUCCUCGUGGAAAGAGUAACGGGCCGAUGGAUUCAUCCGGCAUCAGGGCGAUCCUACCAUACAAAAUUUGCACCUCCAAAGGUCCCGGGGAAGGACGAUAUUACCAGCGAACCGUUGAUCCAAAGAAAGGACGACAAUCCCGAGACGCUAAAGAGUCGACUGCAAGCAUUCCAUCAGCAGACGACUCCGGUCAUUGACUAUUACCUGAAGAAGAAAGUUGUGUCGACGAUUCAUGCAGAGAAGGUGCAAGGAGAGGUUACGGCGGAGAUCAAGAAGUCCUUGCGAUCGUGAGGGGGUGGAAGGUCCGGUCCUUAGACUGGUCCUGAAACAAGGCCAGAUUAUUUCCCUUGUCUGGGAAGGGUCAGGACUACCCUGUGGAUGUUGGUGGGGUAUUGGAUGACGCAUCGAUCCGGAUUCGAGAUGCGGUUGGCUGGAAAAAAAAAAAGGUGAUUUUUAAACAUUUUUUACCAAAAAAAAAAGUGAAGGACAGGGAUAUGCCGGGCGGAAAACCAGGCAUCGUAAUUUUGCUACGGUUCCGAUCAGUCGGCUGCUGAAAUUUCGACGGUCCAGAUUGAUGACUAGAGCUCAGGUAAGAAGAGGGGCGAGAGCUGCGGGGACGAUGACGACAGUCAACGACAAGAAGGCAACUGCGGGGACGAUGACGACAGUCAACGACAAGAAGAGGGGCGAGAGCUGCGGGGACGAUGAUGACAGUCAACGACAAGAAGGUAACUGCACAGCUUGUCCAAUAAGAAAAGUGAGUGUUUUUUUUUUUUUUUUUUUUUUUUUUUCAGUUUCUCCGAACGAGGAUCGAGGGGGAGCAACAACCCCAAAAUUUUACACCCGAAAGUUUUGCGUCGGUCACGAGUUGGGUUGAAUGAACUUGAAUCUCUCCUGUAGAUCAGCCAAGGCGGGGACUCGGUUCCGGGUUGCGGGUUUCGGGUUGCGGAUCCGUUAAAUAUGUCUGCCAAUGGGGUCAGGAGUCCCAAUGACAGACUUCUGUUGUGUGUCGGGGGAGGAGGAAUGCUGUUUGUGGGUGAUGUUUGUUCUGCGGACUUGAGCCCUUUACCUCGGGUUUGAGAGGAGAGAGGGUUGGAGUGUCGGCGCCCCCUUUUUUUUUUUAAUCUUUCCUUUCUCUUUUCCUCCUGCCUUCCCUUCGAUAGGAUCGCUUCCACAUCUGCUUGCGAAAAGGGGGGCUGAUGGAAGAUGAGCUUGUGUUUCCCGGCUGGGGUCUUUUAAUUAUGAGGAGUUUUGCCGCAAGUGCGAUUCAUGUAGAUCACAUGAAGAUAGCACACAUGAUUAGAUUACCACACAGUGAGAUUAGGAGUUAUGGGUCCAGCCCUUAUCAGCCUAGUUAUGGGCCUAGGUGUUAUGGACCUAGGAAUCACCUAGGCCCUUAUCAGCCUAGGUGUUACAUCCCCCAGGAGUACUUAAAAAAAAAAAAAAACUUUUAAAAAGGGAAAAAAAAGAAAGAUUAGGAGUUGGGCACUGUGAUAAGGAUGCUACUUUAAAAAGGAAGUUGUGUUAUCUCUUUUACUGGAGGGGGCCUAUUGCUGUAUGCAUCCUGAUUUGUGGACUUUUUCCAAAUUUGAGAGAUUGAAUUUCGUAAAAGGGGCUCUUAUCACUUCCCAGAGUAGGCGACAAUCGGUUCUUGCAAAAAACAAAACUGCGCUGCUUGCUGCUGAGAUGCACAGUCAAACAUUGAGGUGGAUCAUCUCUUCUUCCCCCUUCCCUUCGAGAGAGUUGGAAUCACCUCUUCUUGUCGGUGACUCCUUGCUCCUCUGUCCCCUCUCUCCUUUGUCUGUUAUCACUGUGGAUCUCUAUUCAGAUAAGCCACAAAUACUUGCGUG
Chara braunii is the source of this 2694-nucleotide messenger RNA. Lineage: Eukaryota; Viridiplantae; Streptophyta; Charophyceae; Charales; Characeae. The record is from the annotation of a GenBank genome assembly.